AAAUAAAAUAUUUAUUCAUCCAAGAAAGUUCCCGAAAUCAGAAACUGAAGGCCUGCCCUGUGUUUGUUUUGGUGGAAGUGGAAAGUGAUGGUACAAUGGCGCGUACUUGACCUUGAGCACAAACUCCCAUUCUCUGGGGAUCUUCUUCGUCGAUGUCUCAUCCCUAUAACUAAUAAGAUUCACUUUUAAUUGCUGAAGAAGUGGAACUUUUCAGCGUUUUGCAGGGAUGAUUCCAGCGUUUGGAGUUUAACAUGUUUCUGUGGACUUCUCUGAUCUGAGCUUUUCUCAAACUAGAAAUUUCCAAGAAUUUUUGUAAUAUAUCGUUUCUGUUCUCAAUUUGCUGCUCAUUGCUUGUUCAACUGUCACUUGGAAAGCAAAAAAGAUGGGUGCUCUUUGCUGCUGUCCAUGUGGGGAUGAAUUUGACGAAUAUGCACUUCCUAGCAAUCCGAUGCACAGGCACUGCAUAUGCCUGAGAUUCUUUCUUCACCAGCUUUUCAGUGGGUAUGGUGCAAUGUUUCAAAGACUUGAUGCCCGUUCAGUUUCAUCACCUGUCCAUGGUGCUAACGUUUUGGCAUCAUCAGCAAUAAGUCCAACACUAUCAGAAAAUUCCUCAAGUGACAGUCAAAUCUCAGUGUCCAGGCCAUUAGCAUAUGAUAAUGAUCAGCGAUACUCUCGCUCACAGCGUGAUGGCUUGGUAUCUAGACGUGACAAGUCAUUGACUCAUUUGCAAGAGGAUUCACAACUAAGAAGAAAUAUGAGUAGUUCUGGAAUAGAAUCUCUGGGUUUCGGGAAGAAAUGGAAUGGAGUGGAUGCCGAAGAAGAUUGUAAAGUUUGCCACUCAGAAUCCUCGGAAAAGGCUUUAGCAACAAAAGUUGCUUGUGGACUAACUUACACUCAACCAUCUUCUGAAGAUGAAGAUGUCUGCCCUACAUGUCUUGAUGAAUAUACUCCAGAAAAUCCUAAAAUCACAACCCGAUGUUCUCAUCAUUUCCACCUUGGCUGUAUCUAUGAAUGGCUGGAAAGAAGUGAAAGUUGUCCAAUUUGUGGCCAGGAGAUGGAGUUCUGUGAAAGUCCUUAACAUUUGUGCCUCUGAUCCCAAAGCAAUACAGCAAAUAUAGCGGCAGCAACUGUCUGUAAAAAAGGUUGCCUUGUUUAUACAGGCAUGCAUAGAGUUAAGCAAUGGUUCACUAGUUCCUUAUACUUAAAUAACUUAUGAUGUUUGUCCAUGUUUUAAUGUUUGGAUGUUUUAUGUUUCAUGUAUAUAAUUCCACAAAUGGGUGUUGAAUCAUAUAAAAUCGUUGUAAACAUAAUUGUUGUGAAAUAAUCCUUCUUUCUCCUA
Ziziphus jujuba (common jujube) is the source of this 1339-nucleotide messenger RNA. Its product is annotated as E3 ubiquitin-protein ligase At3g02290. Bases 383 to 1078 code for a protein of 231 amino acids. The record is from RefSeq and is a predicted model, not a curated record. The transcript is spliced from 6 exons. Gene Ontology annotation, molecular function: ubiquitin-protein transferase activity. NCBI's taxonomy places the organism in Eukaryota, Viridiplantae, Streptophyta, Magnoliopsida, Rosales, Rhamnaceae.